Messenger RNA from Aspergillus alliaceus, 3216 nucleotides. Its product is annotated as sulfate transporter family protein. The record is from RefSeq and is a predicted model, not a curated record. The transcript has 6 exons. Gene Ontology annotation, cellular component: membrane. Lineage: Eukaryota; Fungi; Ascomycota; Eurotiomycetes; Eurotiales; Aspergillaceae. The coding region runs from base 1 to 3216 and encodes 1071 amino acids.
AUGGGUGUCUUCCGCCCACGAGGCCGGAGCGAUUCUCGCGUAUCCGGACUGCCUCUCCGCCGCUCUCUAUUCGUCGAUGAUGAGGCUCCAGAUGUGAUUGAGGCCCCUGUCGAGCAGGCCAAUAAUGGUAGUCCUCCGAGAACACCUUUGGGGAUCGAGCCCCUUGUAUCUGGCGGGACAAGCCACAGAACGCCAAGUCGUUCUUUCUACCAUCGAUCGUUCAACAGUACAGCAGAUCCCGCUCCUUAUUCGUCUCAAGGUCUUCGAGAGCAAACCGCUGAACUGGCAUCUUAUGCUUUGUCCCUCAAUGGAAGCUCACUUCCCCAGGAACGGAAUACGCUACCACCGUCACUCGAUAUCUUUCACCCGAUCCAAAAUAUAGACCUCUCUUCGUCGCCCACCGAUACUGUAGUCCCAGUUUUAGACACCGAACCUUCCGUCGGCCCUACCGCUGGUUCGUCGGCCUUGACGGAGAUGAUCCGCAACCCUUCUGACUCUCUGGACGGUGCCGAUGGUCGGAAUAGCGCUAUAGACCAGAAUGGACUGGGUGAAUGUGGAGCUUCCGUGGGGAGUUCAGGCGCGUCGUCCGACAUACGUGAAGCUCCUAUUACCGAUCAGACGUCCCUACUGCCCAAGUCACCGCAGACAAAGCGUCUCCGUAGUUACGGGGUUGCCGAGGACGUUGAGAGUCAAGAGACUAUAAGGGAGCGCAACCCGAGUGCAUUCCAUCAAGCGUUCUCGAGUUGUACGGUUUGCCUUCAAGGGUUAGUGCAUCCAAAAUCAUGGAAUGGGCGGGCAGUCUGGGAACAAGGUGUCGUCCGUCCUGUUAGUCUACUGCCUUCGGUAUUCCUCGGCCUUUUGCUCAACAUCCUUGAUGCUCUAUCCUAUGGAAUGAUUUUGUUUCCACUUGGGGAGCCAAUUUUCUCUAAUCUUGGGUCCGACGGCAUUUCCAUGUUCUACGUUAGUACUAUCAUCGCCCAGCUGGUCUUCUCAUGUGGGGGAUCAAUCUUCCGCGGUGGGAUUGGGAGUGAGAUGAUCGAAGUUGUUCCCUUUUUCCAUCAGAUGGCCUUCACAAUCCUGGCACGUGUGGGCCAGGAUAACCCAAGGUCUGUCAUCGCAACAACAAUCCUAGCAUUUUCAGUCAGUUCUGUCCUGACCGGGUUGGUAUUCUUCUUGAUGGGAACUUGUAAAUUAGGAUCCCUCAUUGGAUUCUUCCCUAGACAUAUCUUGAUUGGGUGUAUCGGUGGUGUGGGGUUCUUUCUCCUGCAGACGGGUGUUGAGGUUUCCGCUCGACUACCGGGAUCGCUCGAAUAUACCAUCCCUACUCUGGAGAAACUUUUCCAUUCAGACACUGUUGCCCUUUGGAUAAUACCCUUGCUACUUGCAAUCGGUCUCCUUGUUUUGAAGCGUUUUGUACGGUCUAAUUUUCUGGUUGGUGGCUACUUUAUUGCCGUUGCUAUCCUUUUCUAUAUCGCCAAAUUGAGUGCCAGUGUGCCUAUGGAUACUCUACGGGAAAGUGGGUGGGUGUUCGAAGCGCCAUCAUCUAAUAACCCAUGGUGGCAUUUCUAUACACUUUAUGACUUCGCUGCCGUCGACUGGGCUGCCUUUAUUGAUACUAUACCGGCGAUGUUUGCGCUUACAUUCUUUGGGGUCCUUCACGUUCCCAUCAACGUUCCAGCGUUGGGCAUAUCGACUGGCGAAGAUAAUCUGAAUGUUGACCGUGAGCUUAUGGCACAUGGAGUGACCAAUGCUCUGUCAGGAUGUGUUGGCAGCAUACAGAAUUACCUUGUAUACACCAACAGUUUACUUUUUAUCGACAGCGGUGGAAAUUCACGCUUGGCAGGUGUCAUGCUUGCUACUGCUACUCUGGGAAUCCUCCUCGUUGGGCCAGUAAUAGUCGGUUUCAUUCCAGUCAUGGUUGUGGGAGCACUCAUUUUCUUACUCGGUAUCGAAUUGAUGGAAGAAGCGCUAGUUGAUACCUGGGGGAAAUUGCACAGACACGAAUAUCUAACAGUCGUCAUAAUUGUCGUUACCAUGGGCGCUUGGGACUUUGUCGUGGGCAUUUUCGUCGGUAUCAUCCUAGCGUGCCUGAGUUUCGUCGUUCAGACAUCUCGCAAAUCUGCGAUUAGGGCGACGUUUUCCGGCAAGACUGCUGGCUCAACUGUCCGCCGGCCUCCGAUUCAACAGCGGUUCUUGAGAGAAGCAGGACAACAGACACUCAUUAUCAAACUUGGGGGUUAUCUAUUUUUCGGAACCAUUGUUAACGUUGAGAAUACAAUGCGGGGUUUGAUUGAAGAGGAAGCGUUUAACAAGCGUCCUAUUCGAUUCAUUAUUCUGGAUUUCUCGCGCGUGUACGGCAUUGAUUUCUCUGCCGCCGAGGCCUUCACACGUAUCAAUCGCAUUCUGCGGAAGCGGAACGUGCUCAUGACUAUUUCUGGAUUGAAUAUGGAAGGGGAGGUUGGCAGGAGCCUUCAGAAUGUGGGGUUGUUCGAGUCCGAAAAUGACGUGCAGAUUUUCGAGGACUUCAACUCUGCGCUUGAGUUCUGCGAGAAUGACUAUCUAAAAGUCUUCUACAGCCACCGUGAAGCGUUGCUCAAGAGAAAGGAUAUGUCCUCGGCAUUCCUAGAGGUACCCGGAUCGCAAGGCCAACAGCAUCUCCAUGACAGUAUAGUGAGCUCUCCUCGUCAUAGGUAUCUCCAGCAGGCAGCCACUACGACUCUGUGCGAAGAUGAGACAGCCGUGGUAGCCCCAGCAGCAUGGGCUGCCAUGCGACAGCCUUUGCCCCUUUUACUCCAGACAUUCCAAGGAUUAACUUUGCGGAACGAGGAUUUCUGGUUCCGGGCCUGUGCCUAUUUUGUCCGUGACACCUACGCAGCGGGCACUGUAUUGUUCCAAGAGGGCGACGUGCCCAACGCCUUCUAUUUGCUUGAAUCCGGGAUGCUGCGUGCGGAAUAUGAGCUGCCGCAAGGGCGGUAUUUCGAGCUGAUUGUCGCCGGACGGCCGUGCGGAGAAUUGCCAUUCUUCAGCGAAACCCGACGAACGGCAACGGUUAAGGCGGAGCAAGACUGCGUCGCAUGGUGUUUGUCUACGGCCAAAUGGCGAGAUCUAAGGGAGCAAGAACCCGAAAUUGCCCGGGAACUGCUGACAGUCAGUCUGAAGCUGACCACUGAACGCAUGGAUAGCAUUACUUCUUAUGUUCUUACUAUGGCGGCUUAA